Heterotrigona itama is the source of this 2454-nucleotide messenger RNA. NCBI's taxonomy places the organism in Eukaryota, Metazoa, Arthropoda, Insecta, Hymenoptera, Apidae. The record is from the annotation of a GenBank genome assembly.
AGUUACGGCCAUAGACGUUAAAGAAAUUUUACCAAUAGAUAUAAGCAUGUUACAAAAGCAGUCGAAUGCUCGAAGUAUGCAAAUACGAUUUGGGUGAUAUUUAAUUAAAUAUACGAUUAUCUGAUAUAUAUGUAUCGUAUAUAUCGAAUAUAUGUGUGAUGUAUGUGUAUAUGUAUAUAUAUAUACACACAUACACGGAGAAUGAAUGUAUGAAUAUAUAUAUGGAGUAGUUUGAUCUUUUGAUUAUAAUAAGUUAUUCACAUUUUUCGAGAUAUGAUUCGUUCCGCGAAUUGAAACUUUUUCAAUUUCCGAUCACAUCUGGCUAGGUAUGUAAGAUUAGGAUGUAAGAAUUCUUUUUGAUUCAAAUUUGACAUUUGAUCUCAUUAAAUUUGUUUUUUUUUAUUGUCAACAAUAUAUGUUAAAUUACGGUAAUAACAUUAUUAUUAUUAAAAUUAGAAUGAUAUUUAAAUAAUUUAAGAUUUAAAAAAGAAAAAUCUCGUUUGUCCAAGAAAUUUAUAACAAAAUUUGUAAGUGAAAGAAAACAGUCAAUUUUUCGGAAGUCGUAAUGUAAUUGUAAUAAUAAUAUUUUCAUUAUCAUUAUUACACAUGACAAUUUAUAACACAAAUGAUGUAUUUGCAACGUUUUCGAGCUAGGAUUAUUUUAUGAAGAGAUUUUGUUUCUCAUUACACAUUUAUGGCAGUUCCUCUAACGACUUCUUUUAAAUAAAAAGGAAAUUGUAAAGAGUUUUAUUGGCAUAUAAGAAUUAUUAAAUAGUUUAUGUGUAUAUAGUACUGUAAUUCAAAAAUUAGAAAAAUAAAAGUCAGAAUUUUAUAUGUUAUUUUCGAUGUUUUACAUAUUCUUGUGUAUUAUAUACAUUCUGCAUAAUUUUCAAAUUUUAGAUUAAAUUUCUAACGAAUAUAUAUACAUAAUCUAAUUAUUCAUAAUUUCAUGUAGUAAGGAUAUUAAAACAAAAAAUUUUGAUAAUUGUAAUUUUUCUUUUUAUUUAUACAAUUUUAAUCUAGUAUUAUGAACAUAAAUAACAAUUACAAGUAAUUUCAUAUCUAAGAAAACUCAUAUUCAAAAAAUUCAUAGCUUAAAAAACUAGGAAAUAAUUAUGCAAUUUCUCUCUAAUAAUAGUUAUAUGUUUCUGAUUUAUAAAAUUAAGUUAUAGAAACUUGCGUUAUUCAAACAAUAAAGACACUAAUUUAUUUUAGUAAAUUAGUUAACUAGUAAGUUAUAUUUGAAAGGUACUAUUAAAAUACAUAACCUCAAAAAAUUCACAAGAUUCAUCAACAAGCAUCAGUUUAUUGUAAAUCUAAUAAUUUUAUAUUAUUUUCUUAGAAGAGAAAUCUUCGUUUCAUAAUUAUGUAUAUUAUGUGAAAUAAUACAUAAAUUAAUGUUUUCAAUAAACAUUAUUAUAUUAAGGUAAAUACAUUUUUAUUGUCAGAAUGCAAAAUAUGGGAAUAAAACAAAUAUUUAGAUGUAUUUGUACUAAUAGCAUAAAAUAUAACAUAUCAAAACAAAGCAAAAUAAUAAAUAAACUUAUAGAAAAAAACAAAAGGAACAGGGAAUCAAUCGAAAAUAUAUAUUCUCAUUCAUUGAAGAAUAAACUUUCUGUAUAUACAAUACGGAGGAUAAAUGUCCUAAAUAAAGUUUUUAUGGAACAUAUUACAGAUUUGAUGUCGACUGGAGAAAUAAGUACCGAAAUUUUAGAUAGGAAUAUAGAAAUUACUCACGUUAGAAUAACUGUUGAUUUUAAGCUCAUUAAUAUAUAUUGGACAAAUAAUAGUACAGAGAAAUCUAACACAGAAGAACUAUUGAAUCAUUGUGCUUUUACCUUGAGGCAUAAGCUGUCUCAACUUCGGGUCAUAGGCAUGGUACCUCCUAUUCAGUUUGUCAAAUGUAAAGGCAUAAAUGUUUUAAGGGAAGUAGAAGAGAAACUGAAAACUCUGGAAUUUGACAAAAAUCAUGUGUCUACUCCAUAUCCAAAUGCCAUACACCAUAUUGUUAGUGCCUCUAAAAUCUGUGACAAUAAUGAAGAUGUACAGAAUGAUGAAGAUGAUAACUUUAAAGUUAUUGUACCAGUAAUGAAACAUGAUGUAUUUGGAUUAGAUCAUUUCCAAAUUAUGUCAAAGAUAAAAUCUUCGUUAAAUAAAUUUAAAAAAACAGAGGAACAAACAUUAAGUAUACCAACCUUGAAUACAUUUUCUACAUUAGAUGUAAAAGAUAAGUUCAAUUUUUUAACUAAUAAGGAAUGGCAAGACGAAUUCAAGCAAUUUCUAAAUCAAAGACGAAAAGAACAAAGAAAAAAAAUGAAAAAACGUUUUGACGUAGAUGAUGCUGUUGAUAAUAAUGAUGAUAAUGAUUUUGAAAAAAAUCAUGAGUUUACCGAAGAUGAUUAUGAUGAUUUUUAUAAUUGUAAUGAUGAUAUUGAUGAAGAAUUUAACAAAAAA